CUCCCAGCCACGAUUCGAACCUUUUCACAUCACGCCGACUGCCUCCACGAGUCUUGGCGUAGUCAUGCAGGAAGGCUGUCGAAUGACAUUGCUUUGGCUUAUCUCCUAUUUCCAAAGACAUCACCUCAUCAUUAGUACCUCAGUCUGGCCGUCCGCGAAAUUUACUGGCUUGAGACACGAACCCGGCGGCGCGGCUUAGGCUUGGACCGCAUUAAUUGAAUCACAAAAUCUCUUUCCUGGUACAAUGACCACACCCUUUUCGUUGUGAGAAGCUUCGCGCAAUGUCUUAUGGCCUAGCGAAGCCAAGAGAUGCACAUCCCACUGUCAUCCAACUGAAGAGCAGCCAGUCGACCAGCGUUGCGUCAUAAUGCUCGGCCACUGGCUGGUUCAGGUUGAGUACCUACCUUACUUUUGAGCAAGCUACAUAUUCUGUCAAUUCCCGACGAUUUUCAGUCACCCAGCAUCUUCCCUGCCUCUCCUGCCUUCGAUUUGAAACCUUUGAAGUACUGCAACGAACUCCGAGACGGCAGCUGAAAAUGUCUGCAGAGGGUCCAAUCCAUUCCACAGGCCGCGGUGGUGCUGGCAACGUUGGCCACGAUAACACCGAGUACACGGAUGGUGGUAUCGUACGUGAGGGCAUCGUAGGCGCUGGCGAGGGCGAUUACUCAACAGGUCGUGGUGGCGCCGGUAACAUCGUGGAGCAUCCAGAGAAGAGGCCGUCAAUGGACAUAGUUCCCAAGGUCAACGAAAUUCCUCAUGAAGGCCAUGAGGACUUUCACACGGGUCGUGGCGGAGGGGGCAACGUUCACAAAGAAAAGUACGGCGGCCAUUCCCACGAUCCGAACAAGUUGAGCCUGCUUGACAAGGCGAAAUCGUUCCUCACCGGCAAGAAGAAGGAGGCGAAGCACACGGAGACCAAAACGGAGACUCCAGCCCCCACUAGCGAAGCUCCUUCCACUUGAUGCUCAACCUACGUACGUACAUAGUCUAUCGAACGUCGCGACUAGCGUCAAAUAUGAUACCAGGCAGAACAUGCCAUGCCUCGCUCCGCAGCAGCAUAUCAGAGUAGAUAGAUCGUGCAGUUUCCUCCCAGUAGCUCUAGACAAAAUGAAAGCUGUAGUUCUAACCCA
Molecule: messenger RNA, 1130 nt
Organism: Verruconis gallopava
Lineage: Eukaryota; Fungi; Ascomycota; Dothideomycetes; Venturiales; Sympoventuriaceae
Exons: 4
Coding region: 537-962 (141 amino acids)
Source: RefSeq, a predicted model, not a curated record